CCCGGUACACCCUGGUGAGGAGAGAACCGCUGCUCCCGGAGCUGGCACGGCUGGCAGGCCAGCUGGACGGCGUGGGAGGCGCUGCCCUGGGCCCGCUGCCGCCAUGGAUGAUAGCGAAUCAGAAGCGGCAGAGACGGAGCCGCUGGUGCGUCAUGGGACUGGAACUGUCCACGCGGGGGCGGAGACGACGGAGACGGCGGCGGCGAGGGGGCGUGUGGCUGGCCCAAGGUCACCAGGGGUUCGACCCCUUGCAAACAUCCGGCCGCGACUCUCCCUCGUGCCUGAGACAAAUGAGAAGAGUGCUGAGGAGGACAACGAGCAGCGGAGUUGUAAAGGAUGGAGCGAGAAAGCCGCUCCGGAUUCCCCGACGCCCAUCUGUCCAAUAUUCGGCGUGAAGAACUACCUUCACCAGUUCUACGAGAAGCAGGAUAUCAGCGACCCAGCCCUCUAUGAGGACCUGCCUCCGAUGGAGCAAGUGUUUCUAGUCAAGCACGGGGACAGCGGCUGCUCCUCCUCGGUGUUCCGUCUCUCACUGGUCCUGGGAGGUCUCCUGCUGCUUCUGGGGGUCGUCGCCUUCGUCGUCGCAGCCGUCGCCGCCAGGAGGACCGUCGUUGUCGGACAGAACGGCGGGGUAUCAGUGGUGGACAAAGUGGCCUCAGCACACAACGCCCAGGUGGACGCCCUCCUGCUGGUGGGCCUGGUGGCCGUCACUCUGGGGUCCUCAGUGGUGGCUGCUGCUCUCAUAUCCCGCACUUUCUGCUCCAGACCCGAGGAACCCAUAUAUCCCUUCAGGAUGGGCCAAUACGUGCUGGAGCCGCCUCUCUCCCCGAUGGACGCCAAGGUGCCUGUGACGGAACGCCUGACUCAAGUGCAACCUACAUGGGGACUAGCGAGCUACACUAGCGUCAGGAGUCUCAUGCCCCUCCCAUGACUCCUGGCGGCGCCCUCUACGCAAGCAGCAGUAGGGUGAUUAGCCAAGAAUGACAACGAGAGAGAGAGCACAGGGAUAGAAGUUGUUCACUAGUGCGUCGAGUUAUGGGGGAAUGGACGCUGUGAAGACCAGCCCCUUCCUCGUUCCGAGAACAUAGAUGUGUCAUCUCUAUCUUUCCAAUAAUAAGGCCCGAGGAAGAGUGGAUGUGCUUAGUUCCCAAGCAAAAUCAUUGGAAUACAAUCUCCUGCAUCUACAUUUAUAAUUGAAUGACAUUAUUGGGAAGAAGCUAAGGAGAUUUAUAUAUAUUUAUCUAAAAUAUCUGAUUGCUGCCCUCAUGUCCUGUCUUCAAUGGACAAGCGCAUCCCCACUCCUUAAAAACAGGACAAUGAGGGGGGGUUAAGCUAAAGAUUCUCUUACGAUUCAAUAAAUUCUUCCAUAAAUGCCAUAAGAGUAUUCUGCGGAAUACUAAGUCAUAUCUACAUAAAAGCAAAUUCAUAAUAACUCCAUCAAAUAAUUAGCUAUAGUGGUCUCUUGGCCACCGGACAAUAAUAUUUAAUGUUUUCUUGCCACGAUGUUCUAGAUGGCCAAAGUAAUUGUUAAAAGUGGUUUGAGGUAAAUAUUAUUUAGUUUGACGUAUUAAUCUGCCAUGUGGUAAUGUAUAUCCUUUGGUUUAACGUACAGUAUAUAUGCAUAUGUUUGAAGUAUACGUAUACAUUACUUUCGUUUGACGUAUAUACCUCUGUUUGAGUAUAUAUAUAUAUAUAUAUAUA
This is a messenger RNA of Procambarus clarkii (red swamp crayfish), 1701 nucleotides long. RefSeq names its product neurensin-1. The record is from RefSeq and is a predicted model, not a curated record. Gene Ontology annotation, biological process: nervous system development. Gene Ontology annotation, cellular component: transport vesicle; neuronal cell body; neuron projection. NCBI's taxonomy places the organism in Eukaryota, Metazoa, Arthropoda, Malacostraca, Decapoda, Cambaridae.